GCUGUGCAGUGAAGCUUCACCUGCCUCUCUCUCUCCUCGCCAACUCUUUCCAACCAUUCUUCUCAUUUUUGUCCAUUAUUACACAUUACUUUAUUCAAGUUGUCCCCAAUGAUUCUAUUAUUCUUCACUUCUUUUAUAUUUUCAGGAAUUGGACUUAUUCACCUAAUGCUUUUUACUCAUGAAAUUUCCACAACCAAGCUAUAAAGAAAUAUGAUAUAUCCAGUUUGUUUCAAUAAUUGAACCAAUUAUAGAGUCUUUAUUAUCUCUAUAUAAAAUCAUCAACUAAUAAGUGACUAAGACAAGUCACAAGUCUACGUGAUCACCCACUUUAGCACUUAAACCAUCAUUUUCCCGGAAUAUCUAAGCCAGAAGGUUACAAGAGAGUUAGAAAAUGACUUCGUUUGUUCCCGAGAACGUUGCGGCUGAGAAAGUUGACGCCAUGAAAAGGUUCGAGAGAAAGAGAAAUUUCUUGAAGUUUCUUCCGGCCAUUGAAGCUCUCGUUGCCGUGUUACUUCUACUCUACUGGUUAACGUCAACUCUCCUCGCCGGUGAGUAUCUCCGUCGUAUUAUUUCUGGUGGUUUGACAGGCGCCGGAAUAUACAUAUUCGGAGUCGUGAACGUUCUCAUCGCCCUUAUCUUCUCCUUGUCUAACCAACAGAAGCUAACCCAACCCGAUAUGUAUUUUCAAUACGCUUCCUCCUCUGCCGUCUCUCCUAUUAGCGGUCUCUCCUCCUCCUCCUCCGCCACCUCUCCCGUUGACGGUUCUUGCUCCUCCGCUGUGGUCUCGGAUUCUAUCAACGAAGAAAUAGUUUUAGAAGAAAAGCCAGUGACGGACUUUACCUCUGCCACUCUACCCGCCGUAGAGGCCCGACUGAUGAGGCGAGAGAUGGUCCGGGCGGUCAGUUCUGUGGCGGAGACAGCUCAUUCUAUAAGGAGGAAGCGUGAAAUGAUGGUUCUGCCCCCAGCUACUUCUGAGAGUACUGCUAAUGAUCAUCAUGUUUACAGAAGGUCUAGAUCAGAGAGACUUGACGUGCGGGGAGCUUCUUGCAGGAGCACGAGACGGAUGCGCGAUAUCGAUGAUCUAAGCAGCGAUGAGUUUAGAUCAACAGUGGAGACGUUUAUCGCAGGGAAGAAAAAGAUGUUGUCGAAAGAAUGGAUAAGGCCGUAAAAUAUUAUUAUUAGGAACACUACUGUUAGCCUUUAACGUUCACAAUUUGGAUAUAUAUAUAUAUUUCUUGGGAUCAUUAGUGACAGUCAUAUCUAUGUGAGUACGUGAGUCAUAUCAUUAUUCCGACGAAAUUACUAGAAAUGAAAACUUUCGUGUACGUCCCCUUAAUCUUAAACACUUCCUUAAUCAUAACGUGAGAUACUCCUUAGACACAUCAUUAGUGGAGCAACCCACCAUACUCUCAUAUUAUUUAAUUAUAUAAAUAAUUAUAAAUUAAGUAAAGUAAUCCUAAAAGAACUUAAGCAAAAUCACCCUAUUACUAGAGA
This is a messenger RNA of Camelina sativa (false flax), 1494 nucleotides long. RefSeq lists its product as uncharacterized. The record is from RefSeq and is a predicted model, not a curated record. Lineage: Eukaryota; Viridiplantae; Streptophyta; Magnoliopsida; Brassicales; Brassicaceae.